GAGAAAAAACACUAUUCACACGCUUCUUGUUUUCCCUGAUACCCUCUCUAGAUUCGUUUGCAAACACUCUCUAGAUUCGUUUACUACCCUGGUGAAGCACUACAGCCUCCUGGUUCUCCCUCAAAAUGGCGUUUCCCAGUUAUAUUAUCGGCGAGAGGAGGGGUGAGGGAAUGAAGAUUAGACACCACACUGAGGGAAACUGGUCGGGAAGAUAGAGAGAGGAACACAACAAGAGGCUCGAUCGCUAAGCUCUACUUUCGCUCGAUUGCGGAGACUGUUUCCUCUCGCUCGAUCAUUCCGUCGUUGUUAUCCACUAGCAGAAUUUUCUUAAUAUUUUCGAUCAAUUGCUCGUUCUUUUUCCCCAGAUUCUCGACGAGCUCUAAAUGUUACUGUGAGUGCUCUUUGGGGGUAUUCCGGUGGCGAAAAGAUGUUUCUUUCUGCAUCAAACAUGAAGCCUUACCUAUAUCCUUGUCCAUCUCUUUGUCUUAAAGAGAAACAUCAGUGUAAUUUCAACUCUUUCUCUGCUAUCAAACAAAUCCAAGGCCUUAAACAUGUUGGAUGUUUCGCUACCUCAAGUGAACCUGAUAAUAUGGACACGAAUGCUCAACAAAAAGUCCCUCCUAGGACUAGGAAAAUGAAGAAAUCCAAAGCCUUAGAAGGUUUAGGUAUAGAAUCUAGUAAAAAAAAUCCCACUACAAUUCCUAAGAAGCCCAGACGUGGUCGUAGGAGUGAAUCAGCUGCAGUUGUGGAUUUCGUGCGGGAUUCUCUUGAACGUACCUUUGCAACUAUAAGGGAGAAAAAUCCAGAUAUCAUGAAAGGCAAAGGAAACAUCUUGAAAGACCGCAUGGCUGAAAUUCAUGACGUCGAUUGUAGUAGUGGUGACAGUGACGAGGAAGGCGCUGAUGGCGAAACGAAAGAAAAGGAGAUGGUGGUUGAGGAAGAGGACCCAGAUUGGCCUCUGGAUGCAGAUGUGGGUUGGGGAGUUCGAGCAUCAGAAUAUUUUGAGAGACAUCCGAUAAGAAACAUUGUUGGGGAAGAUGGUGCUGAGAUUAAUUGGGAAGGAGAACUUGAUGAUUGCUUGGUGAAAGAAAUCAAUUGUCUUGAGUGGGAAAGUUUUGCUUUUCAUCCUAGCCCUCUGAUUGUUCUUGUUUUUGAGAGAUACAAAAGUGCCAGUAAGAACUGGAUAGCUCUCAAGGAACUAGAGAAAGCUGCUAAGGUGUACUGGAUGGCCAAGGAUCGAUUGCCUCCUCGGACAGUCAAGAUAGACAUCAAUAUUGAAAGGGACUUGGCCUAUGCUCUAGAUGUUAAAGAAUGCCCCCAAAUAUUGUUUUUGCGAGGAAACAAGAUUGUACACCGGGAAAAAGAGAUGCGAACAGGAGAUGAGCUGGUUCAGAUGAUUGCACAUAUUUACUACAAUGCCAAAAGGCCUGCAUGUUUUAACAACUAGAAAUAAAAUAUGGUGAUGAUAUAUUUGGAAUUUCAUCUCAUGCAUGUGAGGUCGGACAAGUGUCUUAUAGAGCAUCAAGAAUGUAUUGAUAGGAAUGCACAAUUAUUUGUUUCUUGGGGAUGGGAGUGUAAUAGACUAAUAGCUGUUGAGUCAGCUGUUUGAGUAACCAUGUACAUAUUAUACUAUGAUCAAUGUUCGAAAUUGCUACGAGCCGAUUAUGGGGUAUUGCAUAAGCCUCAUGACGCAUUGCGCCGUAAAGAUGAGGCGUAAAUCUUAUUUUUUUUGUGUGUAUAUAUUUUUUGAAAUAAUGAGAAGUAAAUAUUAAUCCCAAA
Molecule: messenger RNA, 1779 nt
Organism: Cuscuta epithymum
Lineage: Eukaryota; Viridiplantae; Streptophyta; Magnoliopsida; Solanales; Convolvulaceae
Source: the annotation of a GenBank genome assembly